CCGGCCGAGGCCCGGGCCGGCCGCCCCCGCCGCGCUCGCCCAUGGCGGAGACCAAGAUCAUCUACCACAUCGACGAGGAGGAGACGCCGUACCUGGUGAAGCUGCCCGUGCCGCCGGAGAAAGUCACGCUGGCCGAUUUCAAAAAUGUCCUCAGCAACCGGCCCGUGCACAGCUACAAGUUCUUCUUCAAGUCCAUGGACCAGGAUUUCGGGGUGGUGAAAGAAGAAAUCUCAGAUGACAAUGCAAAACUCCCUUGCUUCAAUGGCAGAGUGGUGUCCUGGCUGGUCCUGGCUGAAAGUUCCCACUCUGACACAGGUUCCCAGUGCACUGAGAGCCAGCCAGAGCUUCCACCACCCCUGGAGAGGACAGGAGGAAUUGGAGACUCCAGGCCCCCAUCCUUCCACCCCAACGCUGCCAGCAGCAGGGAUGGCCUGGACAACGAGACAGGAACAGAGUCCGUGCUCAGCCACCGGCGCGAGCGGCACCGGCGCCGGAACCGCGAGGGCCACGAGGACGCCCCCAGGAUCAACGGGCACCCCAAGCUGGACCGGCACCGUGAGCACCCCCCAGGCUACGACAGCUCCUCCACCAUGAUGAGCAGUGAGCUGGAGUCCAGCAGCUUCAUCGACUCUGAGGAUGAUGACAACACCAGCAGGUUGAGCAGCUCCACGGAGCAGAGCACUUCAUCGCGCCUCAUCCGCAAGCACAAGCGCCGGAGGAGGAAACAGAGGAUGAGGCAGAUCGACAGGUCGUCCUCGUUCAGCAGCAUCACAGACUCCACCAUGUCCCUAAACAUCAUCACUGUCACACUCAACAUGGAGAAGUACAACUUCCUGGGAAUCAGCAUCGUGGGCCAGAGCAAUGACCGGGGCGAUGGCGGCAUCUACAUCGGCUCCAUCAUGAAAGGAGGGGCGGUGGCAGCGGACGGGCGCAUCGAGCCCGGGGACAUGCUGCUGCAGGUGAAUGAUGUCAAUUUUGAGAACAUGAGCAAUGACGAUGCCGUUCGGGUUUUACGGGAAAUCGUCUCCAAACCAGGACCUAUCAGCCUAACAGUAGCCAAAUGCUGGGACCCUACUCCCAGGAGUUAUUUCACCAUCCCCAGGGCUGAGCCGGUGCGGCCGAUCGACCCCGCGGCGUGGAUCUCUCAUACCACGGCCAUGACGGGAGCGUACCCCCGUUACGGUAUGAGCCCCUCCAUGAGCAUCACCACAUCUACCAGCUCCUCACUAACAAGCUCAAUUCCCGAGUCGGAAAAGCUGGAAGAAUCUCCUUUAACUGUGAAGAGUGACAUGGCUACUAUUGUCAAGGUCAUGCAGCUGCCAGACUCAGGCCUUGAAAUUCGGGACAGGAUGUGGUUAAAAAUCACCAUCUCCAAUGCAGUGAUAGGAGCAGACGUGGUGGACUGGCUCUACACCCACGUGGAAGGCUUCAAGGACCGCCGGGAGGCGCGGAAGUACGCCAGCAGCAUGCUGAAACACGGCUACCUCAGGCACACUGUGAACAAAAUCACCUUCUCAGAGCAGUGCUAUUACGUCUUCGGAGACCUCUGUGGCAAUCUGGCUGCACUGAACCUGAACAACGGUUCCAGCGGCGCCUCGGACCAGGACACCUUGGCUCCACUGCCACAUCCUGCUGCUCCCUGGCCCUUGGGGCAGGGAUAUCCCUACCAAUAUCCUCUGCCCCCUCCUUGUUUCCCACCAGCCUACCAAGAUCCAGGCUUUAGCUAUGGCAGUGGCAGUGCAGGCAGCCAGCAAAGUGAAGGGAGCAAAAGCAGCGGCUCCAACCGCAGCACCAGCGAGACCAGCAGGAGAGGAGCGGGCAGGGACAAGGAGCGCAAAUCUGGCGGCAGCGGCAGCGAGUCGGAGCCGGGAGCGCGUCGAGAGCGGCCGCUCAGCCAGCUCAGCCACAGCGACAGGAGCCACCAGAGCCACCAGAGCCACCAGAGCCAGCACUCCUACGGGCCUCCAGGGCUGCCCCCUUUGUACAGCCUGCCCAAACUGGGCUCCAAAGUGCUGGGCAGCUCUGGCCCACCCGGGGCACCGCCGGUGCGCGAGCUGAGCGCCGUGCCGCCCGAGCUCACCGCCAGCCGCCAGUCCUUCCAGAAGGCCAUGGGCAACCCUUGUGAGUUCUUCGUGGACAUCAUGUGAGAGGAAGUGCCUUCAAAAGACUCAGCACAGGUUGUUUAUUUGGGGGGGUUGAGGGGUUUUUUUGGUUUUUUGGGGGGGUUUGUGGAAGAGGCUUGGCUGUUUUGCAUGUCGCACCUUCCUGUUCGCAAGUGUGUCGCAGAGGAAAAAAGAAAAAUGGACAAAACUGAACAAAAAAACAACAAAAAAAGGAAAAAAAAAUACAAAAAAAAAUAUCUCACCACCCCCCUGCCUACAAAAUGAACAACAGAAUCUCCUGGGAUUGUUAAAUAUCAGCAAAUCAACGGCAUCUUUUUGUUAUUUUUUUUUUCCCCUCCCCAUCUCGUUCUGGAUUGUGAAUGGCUGGUGUAUAUUCACAUCUUAAUGAGCUUUGGUCAUUGUGGCACCUACUUCAGUGGAAUUAGUGUCUCUCUUUGGGCUGAUUGGAGGACUGCUAUUUCACAUGACUUCUAAAUUCCUGACAAUGCAUAGGAGCACUUUGAUUUUUUUUCCCUGCUUUUUUUUUCUCUUGCAAGGACAAAACGACUGCUGGCUGGUAUCUGGGAUACUGCCCUGCCAUGCUGGGAUGCAUCCAUAGCUCUGAGCUGACCUGGCACCCACAAGUGCUUGGAAAGGAGUAGGAUCCAACCAAUUCCUAGAGGAAAACAAAGUUGUGGCUACUUUCUGCAGACUAGGAAGUAUAAAUCAAUCUUUCUUGGGUUCUUUGAGGGGUUUUUUUUAAGAUAUUCUGUCAAGGCGGUGCUGGAGUCUUGCUACUGUGUGUGUUGAUUGUGCAGAACUUGUCAAGGCAUUUCCUUCAGUUAUUUCCUUAUUUCCCAAGAGGGAUUUUCCAGCUGCACUCAGUUCCUGGGCAUUUCAGUCACAUCCCUGCUGCCAGGUGUGGCUGUUCCCUCUGGGUGUGCACCUGAUGCAGGUUGGAAGAGUUAUUCCCACAGAAACAGGGAAAUCUCUGCAGUUCUCUCAGCUUUUCCCUUUUGAAGGGGCUGUUGCUCCCAUUCCAGCAGAGACACUGGGAAAUCCUGGCUCCCACUGGGAGGUGGCUCUUCAUUGUGAUCCCUCCUUCCUGCCUGAGCAGAAUCUUUUGAAACAGAGACCUGGAGAUGUCUGAUCCCCCAGGGCACAGAGGUGUGAGAGUGUCUGAGAACAGAUCAGCAGUGGUACAAAAAGAAAUCCUGACCUCUGACACUGAGUGAGAUCCAUCUGGGGCUCCUCAAAAAUAAAUCCUUACCCUGGCACUGAAUAAAACCCACCCUGAAGCUCCUCAAAAAUAAAUCCUUACCCUGACACUGAGUAGAAUCCACCUUGGAGCUCCUCAUAAAUAAAUCUUUACGCUGACACUGAGUGAGAUCCAUCUGGAGCUCCUCAAAAUAAAUCCUUACCCUGACAUUGAGUGAGACCCUCCCUGAAGCUCCACAAAAAGAAAUCUUUACCCUGACACUGAGUGAGACCUACUCUGGGGCUCCUCAAAAUAAAUCCUUACUCUGACAGUGAGUGAGAUCCAUCUGAGGCUCCUCAAAAAGAAAUCCUUACCCUGACAUUGAGUGAGACCCUCCCUGGAGCUCCUCAAAAAGAAAUCCUUACCCUGACACCCAGUGAGAUCCAUCUGGAGCACCUCAAAAAGAAAUCCUUACCUCCCUGAAGCUCCUCAAAAAAUAAAUCCUUACCCCUGACACUGAAUAAAACCCACCCUGGAGCUCCUCAAAAAGAAAUCCUUACCCUGACACCCAGUAAAACCCACUCUGGGGCUCCUCAAAAAGAAAUCCUUACCCUGACACCCAGUAAAACCCACCCUGCAGCUCCUCAAAAAGAAAUCCCUGACACUGAGAUUUACCCUGCAGCUCCUCAAAAAGAAAUCCUUACCCUGACUUUUCUUCCUGCUGAGGAGCUCUGAUGAAACAACUGCUGUUGAAUAUCCCCAAGAUUUAAUUUCUGGCUGUUUUCUGCUCUGAGGCUCUGGAAAGUAAAUUCAGGAAGCUUCAGUGAUAUUUAAGAAGGAUUUUUAAGGUGUGUCUCAUUUAAUGGACAGGAGCUGCAGCCACUCAGUGGCACCUGAGCAUUCCUCAGGUCAGUCCUUUUGUGAGAUCCCUGAGGACUGGUGCUUUAAAAUCAAUUUAAAUCAGCUUUUUCUUCACUGCUCAGGAGCUUCUUUUUGGUCUGUUCUGUGUUUUUUGGGUAAAUACCCAAGGUGGAUAAUUCUCUGUAUGUCUCUAUACACACACAGCUCAUUUCUCACCCUUUCAUUCUGAUUUUUCACUUCUUUCCUUUUUCCCACCUCUGUGUGCAAACUCCUCCCUUUGUCAGAGACUCCAGAUGUUUGUGGUAAUGGGAGAUUUCAAUUUCUCCUUCCACAGGAAGCCAGGAAUUUGGGCAGCUCUGUCACUCAGAGGGCUCCUAAAUUAAUUCUCUUUACAAAAACCUCCCCCAAAAGCUGCCCAAGGCUUCUGAAAGCAGAGCUUUGGCUCCUCCCAGAGAGGCAACCUGACUUUUCCUUCCCUCCUCCUUCCAGAUGCAAGCCUGACUUGGUGAAUUAUUCUGAAAUAUUGGCACUUAAAGCAGUGAAGCAAAAAAACAAAAAAAAAAUAUCAGGGUAAAAUAGUGGUGGAAUUCUGCUCUGUCUCCAGGAGACACUGCUGAGGAGUCUGUGACUUCACUGACAAUCACUAAUGGUUCUACUUUGAAAUUAAUUAAGAUUUUUCUGGUCUCUUUAAAUGAUGAUUUCUCUGGCCCUGUUUGUUUUAAGGCUCAGAGAGCUGGAGGCUAAAAUCUCAUUUUUAUAUUUAAAAAAAAAAGGAAAGUAUUAAAGCUGAGGGCUGAGCUUUCACCCAGGUUUAAUUCCCUGAUGUUUUUCCAAGAGUUGCAGUUUACACCUGCUGGGGGUUUGGUUUUGUCUCGUGGUUUUGCUGUUGGCAGAAACUGUUCUGUGUCUUGCUGGUCUUUGCUGCUAUGUUGAAAAAUGUGUUCUAAACGUUUGUGCUCGUGGCUCACCAGGCUGGGAGUCCCCAGCAGAUGUUUGCUGAGGAAAUCAGGCUGGAGGAGCUUCCCCCGCUGCAGGUAAAGGACAAAAACACCUAAAAAACACCUAAAAACACCUCUGGGUGCUGUUCCUGCUGUUUGCAGACAGAGUAGGAGGGAGCAGUGCCCCUCUUGAACAGUGCAAUAUUGAACAGCAGCACAGGAAUCCUGCAUUUCCCAGCCUGGCCUGGAUUUUUACAGAUCUCCAUUUCCUCAAGGGCAAAAAGGCUGGAGAUUUCCCAAAUAAAAAUCCUGCAUUUCCCAGCCUGGCCUGAACCUUUACCAGAUCUGCAUUUCCUCAAGGGAGGAAAGGAUGGAGAUUUCCCAAACAAAAAUCCUGCAUUUCCUCACCCUGGCCUGGAUUUUUACCAGAUCUGCAUUUCCUUGAGGGAACAAACACAGAAAUCCUGCAUUUCCUCACCUUGGCCUGAAUCUUUACCAGAUCUGCAUUUCCUCAAGGGCAAAAAGGCUGGAGAUUUCCCAAACAAAAAUCCUGCAUUUCCCCACCCUGGCCUGGAUUUUUACCAGAUCUGCAUUUCCUUGAGGGAACAAACACAGAAAUCCUGCAUUUCCCACCCUGGCCUGAAUUUUUAGCAGAUUUCCAUUUCCUCAAGGGAAAAAAGGCUGGAGAUUUCCCAAACAAAAAUCCUGCAUUUCCCCACCCUGGCCUGGAUUUUUACCAGAUCUCCAUUUCCUCAAAGGGAAAAAGGCUGGAGAUUUCCCAAACAAAAAUCCUGCAUUUCCCAGCCUGGCCUGAAUUUUUACCAGAUCUCAGGAACAAAGGCUGGAGAUUUCCCAAACAAAAAUCCUGCAUUUCCUCACCCUGGCCUGAAUUUUUACCAGAUUUCCAUUUCCUCAAGGGAACAAAACCUGGAGAUUUCCCAGAUGCCAUCCUUGCCUUCCAUCCUUUGUGUCCUUGCAGCCCUGGCAGCUCCCUGUGCAGCUCUGGGCACAGCAGGAACAUUUGCCAACCAUGCCAGGUGGAAAAAAAUUUGGAGGCUGGAAUGCUGCAGAGCCAUCAUUUCUUUCCCUGAAAUUUAAUUUGAUUUGUACCCUGUGGCUCCAGGGAGAGGUUUGCUGUGCAGGGAGCACCCUCAGAACAGGAGCCUGGAAUAAUUUGAUAUUUUUAUUCAUUUCUGCAGCUCAGUGCUCACACAUGCAGCAGCAGGGAUGCCUGCAGGAUCCUGGAAUAAUUUGAUGUUUUUAUUCAUUCCUGCAGCUCAGUGCUCACAGCUGCAGCAGCAGGGAUGCCUGCAGGAGCCUGGCAAAGGGAAAGGAAAUUUUGGGAUAUCUCCCACCCACCAGAUGCAGGAUCUGCAGGGGAGGUGUCUCCACCCAGGUUUUGAACUCUGAGGAGUAAAUUCUUUAGCAAAUAGUCUUAAAAGCAUGCUGGUGUUUUUACCUCCUGUUAAUGAACCUGCUUUUCCAAGGAAAGUCCCUGGACCCUUUAUCCAAAGGUUUUAUUGGAUGGCAAGCAAUGAUGCACAGACUUGGACUUUUGCUAUGAUUUUUGUUCCCUCCUGAGACUUGACAGCUCAUGGGUAGAUGUAAUUUUUUUUUUUGUUUGUUUUGUUUUGUUUUGUUUUUGCAUUUAACUGGAUUGUAAUAAGAUUGACUUAAAAUUAUUAAUUCUAAUCAGUGAUUAGAAAGACAUGUAAAGAAUUUUAUGUACAGUAGAGGAACAAAGUUACAUGAUUUUAAAUAAUGAAAACCCAGACUAUCACCUAUCCUAGAAUUGGUUCUACUCAAAGAGUGACCUCUUAUUAGCAUGGACUGCACUGUUCCUGUUAAAUGUCUAUUGCAUAAUUGAAUUCUUUUUUGUAGAUAUUGUAUUAAAACCCAAGUGUCUGUAUAGUUAAUAUAUAGCUGCUUAUGUGUAAAUGCUAUUUUAAACACUAAAAAGCUUUUAAUUUUAUGUGAUAA
Molecule: messenger RNA, 7079 nt
Organism: Catharus ustulatus (Swainson's thrush)
Lineage: Eukaryota; Metazoa; Chordata; Aves; Passeriformes; Turdidae
Gene: DVL1
Product: dishevelled segment polarity protein 1
Exons: 15
Coding region: 42-2147 (701 amino acids)
Biological process (GO): canonical Wnt signaling pathway; intracellular signal transduction
Cellular component (GO): cytosol
Molecular function (GO): frizzled binding
Source: RefSeq, a predicted model, not a curated record